UGAAGGUGUUGAAACACAUUGAUGUGUGCAUAUAUGUACAUCAAUAGGAUGCGAAUACACAUUCAAUAUCAAGGACUCUCGAAUAAAUGAGUAAUAUAAGAUGUUGAACUAAUAAAUUUGUAAUAGUGUGAGUAAAGUAUGCUCUGCAGUGCUUUUAAUGGCCGCAUUUUCAUAUCAAGCAGUUCGUUUAGUGAAAAGUAUUAAAAAUAAAACUGAAAUAGUGGUGUUGAAUUACAGAAAUAGUAGUUCCAUAAUGGAUAAAACCGUUUGUUUCACUGGAGUUCAAGACAGUCAUAAUGGUAUUAUUGUUGAUUCUACUAAGGAACCGUGCUCAGCUGAUCGGGUUGCCAAUCGGCUCCAAACAUCUAUUAUGGAAUGGAUAAAUGCAAAUAGAAAAACCAUAUGGUUUAGGGUGGAUCGAUUAAAUGCAGACUGGAUUCCACACUUAGUAAAAGAGGGAUUUUAUUUUCAUCAUGCCAAAGAAGAAUACGUUGUUUUAUAUCGAUGCUUGACGUCUGAUAAGAAUAUUCCUCCAUAUGCUCACACCAAUAUUGGUAUUGGAGCGUUUGUAAUAAAUAAAAAAACUAAUGAGGUAUUAAUAAUUAAAGAAAAACAUGCGAAUCAAGCUCCCAAUCAAAUUAAAUGGAAACUUCCAGGUGGUUAUGUUGAACCAGGUGAAACACUUCCGGAAGCAAUUGAAAGAGAAGUACAAGAAGAAACUGGAAUAAUAGCUAAAUUUAAAUCAUUAGUAGGAUUUAGACAUGCUCAUGGUUAUGCAUUUGGAUGCAGUGAUGUUUACUUCAUUGCUCGAUUAGAACCAGAAACAUUCGAGAUAAAGAAUUGUAGUCAAGAAAUUUCAGAAUGCACAUGGAUGAAGCUUGAUGACUAUGCACAGGAUCCGAAUGUUCAUAAAUUAAAUCGUUUUAUUGCUAAAAAAAUGAUUGAGUGCAUGGAUAAACACAUAGAAAUUGGAUUAAUUCAUGGUCAACGUCCAAAUACUACAGAACCAAUUUGGAUUUAUGCAAUAACCCAUGAAAAUGAAAAAAAUUUACCCAUUAAUAAUUAACAAUACAUUGAAAUCAAAUUAAAUUACAAUUAAAAGUAUGUAUAUGUAUAUUUAUAUAAAUUCAAUAGAAAUCAUGUACGGAAUUAAAAGGAUCUUGUAAGAGAUACUCCAAAAGAUAAUAUAAAAUUAAAUACUUACUUAUUUUAAAUAGUAUUUUGAUAUAAUGAUAAUGCUUUAAUUAAGAAAAAUAGUGAUUGAUAAAUAUUUUUAGAGAAUAAUAAUUUAGGAAUGGAGUCUUGUGGAAAA
Messenger RNA from Chelonus insularis, 1312 nucleotides. RefSeq names its product nudix hydrolase 6. The record is from RefSeq and is a predicted model, not a curated record. The transcript is spliced from 4 exons. Gene Ontology annotation, molecular function: NADH pyrophosphatase activity; ADP-ribose diphosphatase activity; NAD binding. NCBI's taxonomy places the organism in Eukaryota, Metazoa, Arthropoda, Insecta, Hymenoptera, Braconidae. Bases 158 to 1066 code for a protein of 302 amino acids.